Molecule: messenger RNA, 1419 nt
Organism: Amorphotheca resinae ATCC 22711
Lineage: Eukaryota; Fungi; Ascomycota; Leotiomycetes; Helotiales; Amorphothecaceae
Exons: 4
Coding region: 1-1419 (472 amino acids)
Source: RefSeq, a predicted model, not a curated record
AUGGCCCAUCACGAAGCCGCUGCCUGUCCAUGUGGCGCGGCACUAAAGCAUACCCAACCUCAGAACAGCACUACCGUCUUGUCGUUAUUAUGUGUCGUCCUUUUGACUCAUGUUGAGAUUAGGUUGCUUAACGUGAAAGGACUUAUAGUAGAGGCCGACCCGGGUUGCAUCAAACAGUCUGUUGCAGCUACGUUGGGUAGCGAUUCCGUCCGAGGAAUCGCAAAUUCCCAAAGUGUUAGUUUGAGUGGACUGGCACAGACCCUCACACGAACCCGGAAAAUAAGAAGAAGGGAUGCCCAUAAAGUGAAUUUUGUUGUAGAAUUCAGCAUGUUCAAGGUGACUGAGACAGAACCAACCGAAGCGGCGGCCAUGGACAAAAUAGGAUCUAGUGAGGGAUUUGGUUUACCAAGGGAUGUAUGCUACAUGAAAAGGGUUAAAGAUGUGGAUGUAACGGCGAACCAUUCUUUGAAUGAGUGCGCGCUUGAGAAACCUACUCAGAGCAUACAGUCGGCUACGACGGGCGCUUUCAACGCAAUUGCGUAUCCCGACGACAUAUCGCAAAAGUCUAGCGAGCAACCAAAGUUCAUUAAUUCUCAAUCUUUGCUACCGUCAUGCUGGACUUGCCAGGGCCCUCACACUACGCAGUUGCAGCCUCUAGUACUGCCUGAGCAGAUGCAUCCACCAACCCAGGACUUGACUUGUUCGCAGCCGUUCGUGGAGAGCCUCCAUGCUGCUUCAAUCUCGGCCAAUGCAUUACCCCCUCAACAGCAUCACUUUCUCCAGCCACUCCUCCCGUCACCAUCAGCUCCGCAGUCAUCCGGGCCCGUGAUACGACAGCAGCAUUACAAGCCUCCCUCUGUCACAUUCACGAUUGAGACUAAAAUUAAGUACACCCUAUGCCCGACUGAGGUAAAACAUCUAUUUCGGAUCUUUUCAAGGAAUACCAGACUUCUCCUGAAAUCAAAGCAAUCGCUAGAUGCAGGUAUACUUUAUUCUGUGGAGGCCUUAAUGACGCAGACCUCGACGGAUUUCUACAAGUGGUACACGGUUGAAUCGAAGGCGGCCACGAAAAUAUCGGUACUUCGAUUCAAGCUACUGGAUUGCGACUGGUAUGCCGGAGAAACCAUCCUUGUUUCUGGGGGGAACCUGUGUCAGUUUCAACUCUUGAAGCAAUUAAUCUGGGACUACUUCUGGCUCACAUUCUCUUGGGAAUGUGCUCCAUUUUUGUUUCACGUAUAUGUCAGUCACCUUCCCGAUAACGUUAUAGCCUUCGAGACGAUGGCAGUAAUCUCGGCGCAGCCCCACAUGGAGAAUCCUACGACUGUACAUAACUCGUCAUUCCAGGAUCCUCGACCACCACAUGUGGAACGCAAAUCAAACAUACACAACUUACUCAAUCCUAUAAAUGUUAAUAUUUAA